AUGCGCUUCAUCCUUGUUCUGCUACUGCUCGCUACCGUAGCCGCCGGCUGCAUCAACCCGGAUGAGUAUUGUCCGGAGGCUCACCCCUGGCGUACUGAACGUCCACACCGCAACCUGAAAGACACACGCUACUGCUCGACGUCGCUUGACUGUAGGACCGAUCCUGAUUUUCCGAAUGGGGGCGGUGGUAAUGGCGGUGAUGCUCACCUGAAAGACCGCCACCUCCUCCUUGGUGAAGAUACGGAUCAUGAAGCUGCUCAUCUUGUGGGCCAUCCCAGUCGUCGGUACUGUAGCAGCCCGCUGGACUGCAAGCCGGGCGAGUCGUGCAGAAAGUUCAAAAAAGUUCUUGCGUUCAACACCGGCCAAUGCUUGCCGAUUCAAAGCCCCGGGAAA
Messenger RNA from Mesorhabditis spiculigera, 393 nucleotides. NCBI's taxonomy places the organism in Eukaryota, Metazoa, Nematoda, Chromadorea, Rhabditida, Rhabditidae. The record is from the annotation of a GenBank genome assembly.